Molecule: messenger RNA, 1722 nt
Organism: Metarhizium robertsii ARSEF 23
Lineage: Eukaryota; Fungi; Ascomycota; Sordariomycetes; Hypocreales; Clavicipitaceae
Product: nucleoporin NUP49/NSP49
Exons: 3
Coding region: 1-1722 (573 amino acids)
Biological process (GO): nucleocytoplasmic transport
Cellular component (GO): nuclear pore
Molecular function (GO): structural constituent of nuclear pore
Source: RefSeq, a predicted model, not a curated record
AUGCUCUCGUCAAGCACGGAUAGCUUCAAGUGUGGUGGGAACAGGUUCCCAGCUCUAGUCGAGCCGACAUUUCUCCGCCUCGUCGUCGCGUUCCUGCGCCUGCAGACCAGCAAAAUUCAAUGGCCAUCUCUAGUUGCGCCAGGCCCCACCCUUCGUCCUAAAGUCAAGGUCCCCAUCCAAGCAACUUCGCAAAAAGUCAACUUCCGAUCGAUUUUCAAUGUCUCUUGCACGGUCAGCCAGUGUGCCAGGUGGUCUCACGAUCAAUACGGGCGCCGCCAAUUCCUUGUAAGCCUCCCGCGUCCUCGAACCCUCGGAGCCUUGGCCCCUUUGCCUGUUCCUAUGCCGUCUUCCUUUCUUUGUGGAAAGAUCUUUCUUGUCCUACGCUUGGCAAUAGGUCUGCAGGGUUUGUUGAAGUUUGCCAUUGCUGACAAGGGUUCCUCCAGAGGCACAUCAACAAUCCAGCCAUCAGCGCCUACUGGGUUGUUUGGGUCCGGAAGCACGUCUGCUAACCCAGCAACUUCGACGACCGGCGGAAUGGCGACCACUGGAAGUAUAUUUGGAGGCGCACAGCAAAAGACAGGGACUGGCUUGUUUGGUUCCUCGACGACGGCCGCUCAACAACCUAGCACUACCGGAGGAUUGUUUGGAGGUGCGGCAAGCAAUCAACAGACUCAACAGGCCACCACGACUGGCGGUGGUGGACUGUUUGGCAGCACGGCGACAGGCCAGCAACAGUCUCAGCCAGCCAGCGGAGGCCUUUUCGGCAGUAAUCCUACUGCGACGCAACAACAGCAACAACCGCAACAGACAGGUGGCGGCCUUUUUGGCUCUGGAACAGCCAACACUCAGUCUACUACCACCGGAGGUGGCCUCUUCCAACAGUCACAGGCAAACCCGUCAGGGGGUCUAUUAAUUGUUUCGAAAACGCGUAGCGGCCAAUCACAGCCCCAGCAAACUCAAGCAACAAGUCAAGUACCAGCAGUUCAAAUCAACUAUGAUAAUCUUCGGCCUCGGACAAGGUUUGAUGAUCUUGCCAAACCUGUUCAAGACGAAAUAGCUCUCAUAGACAAAGGAAUCCAGCGUGUAAUCAAGAUGAAGGAUGAGAUUGGAGAAUUCAUGCCGCAACACGAGAAGGAUAUUGAACAACUAGGGCGAGAUGUCAAGUUUGUGGAAACAAAGUUCAAGACGGUUCAAGUCGCUCUCAACCAGGACAUCCAAACUGUCAAAGUGUUGCAAGACAUGACAAAGAAGAGCAUAACAGAUGCUCAACUCUCAUUUAAGGCGACCGACAACCUCAAGCUACCCACGCAUUAUCAUCAGACCGGCCUUUUUGCUGGACCGACGUCGUCCGCAGACUCCAAUGGAACCGACGCCGCCUCCGCGCAUGCCAACGCGCAGGAUCUUAUCACGUAUUUCAAUCGGAUUUGCGAUGAUGUGGAAAAAUACAAGAAGAGGCUGGAUGAAUAUCGAGGUGAAAUCGAACGGGACAUGCCCGGCGUGGAGAAUGGGCUCUACGAGCAAAUUCGGAGUCUACGGGACCGCAACGCUGCUGUUGGUGGUGCCGUCCAAGAUCAGCUUGGACAGGUGCUGUCGGCACUGCGGGAGACGGGAAAUGCAAUUGUUGCACAGGCAGGGCAGAUUGCUGAUACCCGCGAGAGGCUUUCAAGAUUACAGGCGGGCAUCCUCGACAGUGGUGUUUAUGCCAUAGGAAUGGCCGGAUGA